Molecule: messenger RNA, 2729 nt
Organism: Odontomachus brunneus
Lineage: Eukaryota; Metazoa; Arthropoda; Insecta; Hymenoptera; Formicidae
Product: glucose dehydrogenase [FAD, quinone]-like
Exons: 2
Coding region: 619-2487 (622 amino acids)
Molecular function (GO): flavin adenine dinucleotide binding; ecdysone oxidase activity
Source: RefSeq, a predicted model, not a curated record
CGAUGAUUCGCGUAAGAUCAUAUUCCUAUUUGUCAGUGUACUCGUUAAUUAGAUUAUAUAUUCGUAUUUUUCAUUACCAAUUCUGAUAUUUUGUACAGGUAAUAUCACGAUGCAAACAGAGAGGAUGUUUUGACCUACUAAGAAGAUAAUUACAAAUUUUUGCUAUUGUAGCAUAAACUGCUGAAAGCAGUUAUAUAUUUAUUGACUGAUAGAUUUGUUGCCAAAAUAUGCCAUUAUCAUCGAGCAGACGAUGAAUACAAAAAUAAGAAACUGCAUAGAUAUCCAUACAUACACAUAAAUAUAGAAAAAUAUAUUUAUUCUUCUUGAUCAAGGGAAGGGGAAAUAAAAUGUUAAUUAUCUUGUUCCAAGAGCUAAGUAUUACAUCACGUCAGAGCAUUAAUCGACGUAUCAGUCGUCUUCGUGCUCUCGAAUAACGCACAUUCAUUGAUACAGACGCUGAGCUUAGAAAACAACUAGUUAAUAUUAAAAAUUUUCGAUUUGAACUUACGAUAUUUUCGACGUCGAUCCUGAAAAUUUAUAAAAAAACAAAAGAAACUAGAGAACUACUCCAUAAAUUUUCCAUAAGCAGCCUAAAAUCGUUAGGUACGUGACACAAUCAUGGAGGCAUGCAUGGAGGCCAGUUGUGCAGCUGCAACGACUAGUGCUUCUACGUUCAUUUUCCUACAACUGGUGCAAUCACUUCUAGUCGCACAAUGCGGUUUGAGCGACAAUUAUCCACCGGACCGUUCGGAAGAAAUCGCGAAUAGCAACAUCGAAUUCGAUUUUGUCAUCGUAGGCGCCGGGAGCGCUGGAUCCGUAAUAGCUAAUCGUUUGACCGAAGUAGAAAACUGGAAAGUAUUGCUGAUCGAGGCCGGAGAUGACCCCUCAGCUGUCAGCGAGGUCCCAUUGUUAUUCCCAGAGACGUUAUCCACGUCGGAAGAUUACUCCUACGACGCCGAGCCUGACGAACUCAUCUGUCAAAGCUCCAAAAAUAAAGUGUGCAAAUGGCGUAAGGGUAAAGCUCUCGGCGGUAGCACCACGAUAAACGGUAUGAUCUACCAUUACGGUAACGAUGAGGAUUAUAACGAGUGGUCCCGGAUGGGUAACGAAGGAUGGAGCUACGAGGAGGUUCUGCCGUAUUUCAAGAAAUCACAGAGCUGCAAUUACGUUCACAGCGACGAGAGGGAAUAUUGCGAUCACGGUGGACCAAUGCACAUCGGAUAUUUUAAUUACACCGACACAGGAAUACAAAAAUUGUUUAUGAGCGCCGCUCGCGAGUUGAAUGUGCCUAUUCUAAAUACCGUUAACGGUGACAAGUACAUUGGAUACGGCAUAGCUCCGGCAAAUGUGCACGAGGCUCGCAAGAUGAACACGGCAAGAGCCUUCUUGUCACCGAUUAAAAACAGGAGCAAUUUCUACGUGAUGAAGUCCACUCGAGCUGACGCCGUUCUCCUGCGAGGCACUCAGGCGAUCGGAGUACGUGUGACUCUAAAGAAUGGCAGGUCAAUCGACGUGAGAGCAUCGAAAGAGGUGAUUCUGUCCGCCGGCACUGUCGCCAGUCCACAACUGCUAAUGCUCUCCGGCAUUGGACCUAAGCAGCAUCUUCUUGAAAUGGGCAUACCGAGUGUUGUUGAUUUGCCAGUCGGCAAAAAUCUUCAGAACCAUGUCGGUUGGCAAGGUAUAUAUUUGACCUACAAGAAUGAGACCGCGAGACCGCCAUCGUCCACGUUCAUUUCAGAUGAAGCUUAUGAAUAUUUAAUGUAUAAACGUGGUAGUUUGGCGACCAGUGGUGGUUUCGAUUUUGUCAGUUUUGUCAAUGUAUAUGACUCAAACUCCAAGUAUCCCGAUAUACAGUUCUUUCAUGUUCACUAUCCGCAGUGGAAUGUAGACAAGCUGAACGUGAUAUCUAAAAUAUUCACUAUGGACGACGAUAUGAAGCAUGACAUAAUGAAAACGCUUAGGGAAGUCGACAUUAUAGCGCCUAUGCCGUCCUUGCUGAAGCCGAAGAGCAAAGGCGAGUUGCGAUUACGCAGUACGAAUCCGGCGAUUCCUGUCAAGAUUUAUGCAAAAUGCUUUUCCGAGCAAAAGAACAUCGAAACGAUGUUAGAGUCCUUGAACUUUAUAAAGAAAGUGCUAAAAACUGAGACAUUCGUACGACAAGGAGUAUCGUUGCAUCAUCUGGAUAUUCCAGGUUGCCGGCACACCGAAUCCGAUUCCGACGAAUACUGGAGAUGUAACUUGCGACACACUUCCAUCACAUAUUACCACGCAACUGGUACAGCGAAAAUGGGUCCUCGAAGUGAUCCUACAGCCGUCGUAGACGCUCGAUUGAGAGUACACGGAGUGCAAGGGCUCAGGGUCGUCGAUGCAUCUAUUAUGCCGACGAUCAUAAGCGGAACUACGAUGGCACCUACGAUAAUGAUAGGAGAGAAAGGUGCAGAUUUAAUCAAGGAGGAUUGGGCGGAUGUGGGUGGCAAAGCUGAUUAGAAAACAACACAGCUGUACCACGUUGUAUAUAGUAGAUGGAAGGCUCCCCUUCUCGUGUUGCAACUUGCGAAUUAACAAGCGAACACAUAAUUGAAUUGGGAAAUUUAAGAAAAUCUCUCGUACAAUGUAUGAUUUUUAUCAAGUAUAUGAUUUUAUAACUUAUGUUUUAUUUUGCAAUAUUUCAUUGUAUGUGUCACAUUUCAUUGUGCACAUAAUAAAGUUUAUAUUUUAUCAACUUUAAA